Messenger RNA from Didymella exigua CBS 183.55, 1380 nucleotides. RefSeq names its product tricarboxylate transport protein, mitochondrial precursor. Gene Ontology annotation, biological process: mitochondrial citrate transmembrane transport. The record is from RefSeq and is a predicted model, not a curated record. The transcript is spliced from 6 exons. The coding region runs from base 216 to 1103 and encodes 295 amino acids. NCBI's taxonomy places the organism in Eukaryota, Fungi, Ascomycota, Dothideomycetes, Pleosporales, Didymellaceae.
CGGCUUGUGACUGCAUUGAUCUUCUUUGCACGUUGUAGAUUCCGCGCAGUUACUGUGCGUUUCGUGUAGCUCUUGUCUUGUCUGCCCUGUGUCUAUUCUGCUGCCAUUGAUACUCUUCGAGGUGCACGUCAUCCACGAGUAUCCGCGGCACACCAAGUCAAGCCCACGACUCCAGCACCGCAACACCUGCGAGCUCCAGCUGCAGCAAUCUCAGAAUGGCGGCUGCACCAACAGAGAAGAAGAAGCCGAGUGCUAUGCGCUCCAUUCUUGCCGGUGCGACUGCUGGAGCUGUAGAGAUCUCCAUCACAUACCCUGCUGAAUUCGCAAAGACACGGACCCAGCUCAACCGAAGAUUAGCAGACGGCAAGAAGCUGCCAUGGCCGCCGUUCGGCAAGCAGUGGUACGCAGGAUGCACAACACUGAUCAUCGGCAACUCGUUGAAGGCGGGCAUAAGAUUUGUGGCUUUCGACGCAUACAAGAACAUGCUGGCAGACGCUGAAGGAAAGAUCUCCGGGCCGGCCACCGUCAUUGCUGGAUUUGGUGCAGGAGCAACCGAGUCGCUGCUUGCCGUUACUCCGUUUGAGAGCAUCAAGACACAGCUCAUCGACGACCGCAAAUCAGCGAACCCCCGAAUGCGCGGCUUCCUCCACGGCUCACGUAUUAUCGCACAAGAGAAGGGCAUCCGCGGCUUCUUCCAGGGUUUCCUUCCCACUACCGCUCGACAAGCCGCCAAUUCCGCCGUCCGCUUCUCCAGUUACACAUCGCUCAAGCAGCUGGCGCAGUCGUACGUUGCUCCAGGAGAGAAGCUCGGCGCUGUUAGCACAUUCGGUCUUGGAGGUCUUGCUGGCAUCAUCACCGUCUACACAACCAUGCCCAUCGACACAGUCAAGACACGGAUGCAGUCGAUAGAGGCACGGGCUGCGUACAAGAACAGCCUUGACUGCGUGGUCAAGAUCUUCAAGAACGAGGGCGUCUUGACGUUCUGGUCUGGCGCUCUGCCUAGAUUGGGGCGUCUCAUCCUGAGUGGCGGUAUUGUUUUCACCAUGUACGAGAAGUCGAUGGAGCUCAUGGACAAGUUCGACCCGGAAGGUCGGUACAUCUAGAUGGUCAAAUGAUAGACGCCGCUCAAACCGGCACGCAUCAACACGUAUCAAAGCAACAAUAUACCCAACGUCGACUUUUCAUUCAUCGCAAUGCUCUGUUGCGAGGCAGGAGCUACCGUCGGAGUUGCAAUUACAAGUGACGCCAAUGAAAUUGCUCUAACUGUCCAAGGGCUUUCUGCGAUAGUAGGCCAAGAGAGGGCUACGCUUACUACAGCGGCGAUCAAUGCGGCCUAUCUGAGUGUGAGAACGCUUAAUUCGGGCCGAGCUUUGCGACGUA